AUGCAACUUGGAUCAGAAGAGCAGAAGGAAAAGUAUCUACCAAAGAUCGUCUCUGAGUGGGUCGGUUCAUUUUGCCUUUCCGAACCUUCUUCCGGAUCUGAUGCCUUUGCUCUGAAAACUGUGGCUAAAGCAGACGGGAAUGACUUCAUCAUUAAUGGAUCCAAGAUGUGGAUCACCAAUGCUGGACAUGCUAGCUUUUUCUUGGUAUUUGCUAACGCUGAGCCAUCCAAGGGUUACAAAGGCAUUACCUGUUUUCUAGUAGACAGAAAUCAGGAAGGAGUUACGGUGGCAAAGAAAGAAGAUAAAUUGGGAAUACGUGCUUCAUCCACUUGCUCGAUCUUCUUCGAGAAUGUCAGAGUGCCGAAAACUGCUAUACUUGGUGAAUAUGGUAAAGGGUAUAAGUAUGCAAUUGAAUGUCUGAAUGCUGGUCGAAUUGGUAUUGGUGCACAAAUGAUUGGCUUGGCUCAGGGCUGCUUUGAUGCCACGAUACCGUAUUUGCAAGAACGAAAGCAGUUCAACUCACGCUUGAUCGAUUUCCAGGGUAUGCAACAUCAAGUUUCCCAAGUCGCUGUAGAGAUUGAGGCAGCCCGAUUGUUGGUCUAUAACGCAGCAAGGAUGAAGGAUAAUAACAUCCCGUUCGUGAAGCAGGCUGCUAUGGCAAAAUUAUAUUCGUCUCAGGUAGCAUCUUCUGCUUCGUCGAAGUGUGUGGAAUGGCUUGGUGGGGUAGGAUUUACAAAAGAAUAUCCCGUGGAAAAAUACUACAGGGAUGCUAAAAUUGGUACUAUAUACGAGGGGACGUCAAAUAUUCAACUGAACACAAUUGCAAAGUUGAUUGAUGCAGAAUAUCAGCACCAUAGCUGA
Molecule: messenger RNA, 861 nt
Organism: Haemonchus placei
Lineage: Eukaryota; Metazoa; Nematoda; Chromadorea; Rhabditida; Trichostrongylidae
Source: the annotation of a GenBank genome assembly